AUGGCAUUCACCAAGAAAACGGCAAAGGGUCGCCUCGACAAAUACUAUCACCUCGCCAAAGAGCAAGGAUAUAGGGCUCGCUCUGCUUUUAAAUUGAUACAACUUAAUCAAAAGUUCAAUUUCCUUGAAAGCGCACGCGUUCUUGUUGACCUCUGCGCUGCCCCAGGUGGCUGGCUCCAAGUAGCCUCCAAAUACAUGCCCAUGAGCAAGGUUAUUGUAGGAGUGGACCUUGCCUCUAUUAAGCCUCUACCAGGAGUCACUACCCUUAUUGGGGACAUUACAACGGCAGAAUGUAGGCGUAAUCUCCAGGCCUCGCUUUCUGGAUGGAAAGCCGAUGUGGUUCUUCACGAUGGUGCGCCAAACGUAGGGGCUUCCUGGGAUCAUGAUGCCUAUGCCCAGGCUGAACUCGUUCUCCACUCUUUGCGCCUUGCAACGGAGAUCCUGCGCCCUGGUGGUCUUUUCGUCACCAAGGUGUUUCGCUCUAAAGACUAUAACGCGCUGCUCUUUGUUUUCAACGCACUUUUUCGCAAUGUGGAAGCUACAAAGCCGGCAAGUUCUCGAGGUGUAUCGGCAGAAAUUUUUGUCGUUUGCAAGGAUUUUAUUGCGCCGAAAAAGAUCGAUCCGCGGUUGCUGGAUCCAAAGGCAGUGUUCGAAGUCACUUCACAUUUGCAGCUUGAUGGCGGCAGGGCAGCAUCAGAGAACUCAAAAGUUAAUAUUUUGCGGCCAGAAAAACAGACACGACACCGAGGUGGUUAUGAAGACGAUGCAUCUACAAUGCUGUAUAAAGAGAUCGCCCUGGAGGCCUUUAUAGUGGCAUCAGACCCAGCUGAGCUCUUAAGCUCAGCCAAUGCUAUACUUUUGCCGUUGCCAGAAAGCAAGCAUGCGGCUCAAAAUUCAGAAGCUUCACUUUUUUCACAGCAGCUGUCAGAUAUACUCUAUUCGCACCCGAAAGCCAACCCGUCUCCAGACAUCAUAGCGAGCUGUACGGACCUUAAAGUACUUGGACGCAGGGAAUUUCACGAGCUGCUCAAAUGGCGCCUUGUGUUGCGGCGCCAGAUGAAGAAAUUCCUUCCUGGAUCUGCAAAAUCUGAGCCGUCAGAGUUAGGCUAUACCGAAAUUUUGAACGAAAAUGCUCUUAAAGUGCAAGACAGCGAUGGUUCCAAAAUCCAAAAUGAAGAAGAAGAACAAGAUCUUUCUAAAGAAACCACGCGGUUGAUCUCAGUAGAGGCAAAGCGAGCAAAAAAAAUCAAAAAGAAGGCCCUUCUUAAAAAAGCCAAGACUAGAGAAAAGCUGCACCUUGGCCUUGCUGAAGAUGCCUCGCUCAUUGAUGCCCAUGAUCAAGAGCUCUUUUCAUUUAUGGGAUCUUCCAGUGCUUCUCUAGACGGGAAAAGUAUGAUGGCCCGUGGAGAAGAUGGAGAAACACAGGAGGAAUCUUUAGCCGAUGAACCAGAGGAAUCCUCUAUUUCUGGUGAUGAAUUCGAUCUUGAGGGCCAGCUUGAACAGUUGUACGCUCGUUACAAAGAACGUUCUGCUGGGCUUGCAUCUCACAAUCUCGAUGAGCUUGAGAACAGCCAGUCUGAAAACAUCGCCCCUUGGGCAGGCUAUUUUUCAUCUCAAAAUUCCAUGGAGACCCCCCUACAUCAAUUCACAGAUGAAGAUAGCUCUGAGGAAGGGCCUGAUCCCAUUGGUGGGAACCAAUCUGGUCUUCCUAAGCGAAUCGACCUGCUUUUUGCGAGGUCCACAUUCAAGGCUUUCAAUUCAGCCUCUGAGGACGAGGCCGACCCAGAGCCUUCUGGACGUCGUGCUUCUGCAUCAAAUCAAAAGCGGCCUUUGAAAAACAAGGCAACUGCGCCCUCUGACACGACAAUCGAGUUCGUUAAGGCGGUGGAACCAUUUCUCUCAAGAAAACGCCAAGCCGACCCUGAGGUCGGCAGUGAGGACGAACUUAAUGGGCCCGGCUCUGAAAAUUACAAAAAAAUCCUUUCCACACCACGGGGGCUCUCUUUAGCUCUCGCUUUGCGUUCACACACAGACGAAGACGAUCCGCACGGUGCUUCCGGCAGCCACAAAAGCAUCGCUGCAAAGGAUGCCAUGCGCGAUGCUUCCUUCAAUCGCUAUGCGUUUGACGAUAGACAUGCAAAUUUGCCUUCGUGGUUCAUGGAAGAUGAAUCGCGCCACAAUGUGCCGCAGGUUCCAGUGACCGCAGAGACGAUUCAAGCAGCCAAAAGUCAUCUAAAGACGCUUGCAGCACGCAUUCCAAAGAAAGAAUUGGAAGCCAAAGCCCGUGCCAGAUCGCGAGCAUUACGGCGCCUGACCGCUCAACAAGCCAAGGCCGGAUCAAUUGCCGCCUCUGAAGAAAUGAGCGAGUCACAAAAAAGCACUGCGCUUGCCAAAAUGCGUCCUCAAAGCUUGAAUUCGCGCUCUUCGCGAAAGAAAAAUAUUGUCGUAGCACGUGGUGCAAACAAGGGAGCCAAGGGCCGUCCGCGUGGUGUCAAAGGCCGCUAUAAGAUGGUUGACGCACGUAUGAAAAAGGAGACAAGGGCGGAUCGGAAAAAGAAGCGCAGCUCGCGGCGUUGA
Mitosporidium daphniae is the source of this 2577-nucleotide messenger RNA. Its product is annotated as rRNA methyltransferase Spb1. Gene Ontology annotation, biological process: maturation of 5.8S rRNA from tricistronic rRNA transcript (SSU-rRNA, 5.8S rRNA, LSU-rRNA); maturation of LSU-rRNA from tricistronic rRNA transcript (SSU-rRNA, 5.8S rRNA, LSU-rRNA); rRNA methylation. The record is from RefSeq and is a predicted model, not a curated record. Gene Ontology annotation, cellular component: nucleus; nucleolus; preribosome, large subunit precursor. The coding region runs from base 1 to 2577 and encodes 858 amino acids. Gene Ontology annotation, molecular function: rRNA (guanine) methyltransferase activity; rRNA (uridine-2'-O-ribose)-methyltransferase activity. Lineage: Eukaryota; Fungi; Microsporidia. The transcript has a single exon.